This is a messenger RNA of Oryzias melastigma (Indian medaka), 3687 nucleotides long. Its product is annotated as clavesin-1. Bases 860 to 1834 code for a protein of 324 amino acids. Gene Ontology annotation, molecular function: phosphatidylinositol bisphosphate binding. NCBI's taxonomy places the organism in Eukaryota, Metazoa, Chordata, Actinopteri, Beloniformes, Adrianichthyidae. The record is from RefSeq and is a predicted model, not a curated record. The transcript is spliced from 9 exons. Gene Ontology annotation, cellular component: membrane.
GUUUAGACGCGUUUGACGCGUCCUUCACUCUGACGUUUUGUGUGUCAGGAUCUCUCCUCCUCCUCCUCCUCCUCAGGAGGACUCUGGCCUCCUCUCCGGUGUCUGCAGCAGCCUCUCUUCUUUGGGGGUUUCUCUCUCUGACCUUCAGUUUCUUCUGCGGUCAAACAGAAAUCGUCUUUGUUCGCGGGAUGCCGAUGGCCGCCUCCUCUGACUCCUCCUCUUCCUCCUGCUCCUCCUCCUCUCUUCUCAGCCUCAGCACCGCCGCCGAAGGGCCGCUGGGCCGCGCAGGACAGCUGGCACGGAACCACCGAGCCGGUCUCCACACCGACUUGUACAACUGACUUUUCAAGGAUUUUCCUGAAGGAGUAACCUGGAUUCACCUCUUAAGCUAUCAGCUCAGAUUUAGGAGUUCCACGUUGGAUCGAGGGGCUUUCACUGACUGUUGCACUUUCUCUCACUUCUCCCCAUCGGAUCUUCCCCUUUAACCUGCUCCGCCAUGACUGAGCGCAGAUCCAGUCCAGGUCUGCAGAACAUGAAAGAACCAUGACAGACGGCGAGGGGACGACUGAGCUGAGAAAACUGGGACGAAAAGGAUGAUCCUUCCUCAUCAAGACUGAUCCAAAACCAAAAGCUGACGGUGCGUCAGCGUCCUGAGAGUCGACAGCAGAGACGAUUGUCCUCAGAUCCAGCAGCUUAUCCUGAUUGUCCUCUAUCAGCUGUGAAAUGUAACUUUUGGAAAUCCAGGUCCUGUCAGGAUAGAACAGCGAACACGAUUGUUUUAGGUCUUAAGUUCCCAUCAGCUGGAAUCCUGAACUCCAUUGGAAAAACGGAUCUGGAUAAUCCAAGCAAAGACUUUGCCAUGAAUCACCUUCAUUCCAGCCUGAGCUCGGAGAUGAUGGAGAAGGCUCGCUUAGAGCUGAACGAAAACCCAGACACUCUGCAUCAGGACAUCCAACAGGUGCGGGACAUGAUUGUGACCCGGCCGGACAUCGGCUUCCUGCGAACGGACGACGACUUCAUCCUUCGCUUCCUCAGAGCAAGAAAGUUCGACCAGCUGGAAACUUUCCGGCUGCUGGCCCAGUACUUCCAGUUCCGGCAGCAGAACCUCGACAUGUUCCAGAGCUUCAAGGUGGAUGAUCUUGGCAUCAAGCGAGCGCUGAUGGAUGGUUUCCCAGGUGUGUUGGAGUCUCCAGAUCAGCAUGGACGAAAAAUACUCAUUUUGUUUGCAUCCAACUGGGACCAGAGCAGGAACUCCUUUAUUGAUAUCCUGCGGGCCAUCCUGCUCUCUCUGGAGGUUCUGAUUGAAAACCCUGAACUCCAGAUCAAUGGCUUCAUCCUGAUCAUCGACUGGAGCAACUUCUCUUUUAAGCAGGCCUCCAAGCUGACGCCCAACAUCCUCAAACUGGCCAUCGAGGGCCUCCAGGACAGUUUUCCGGCUCGGUUUGGGGGAAUCCAUUUUGUGAACCAGCCGUGGUAUAUUCAUGCCAUGUACACCAUCAUCAAACCCUUCCUGAAAGACAAGACCAGGAAAAGGAUCUUCCUCCAUGGGAACAACCUGAACUCACUCCACCAGCUCAUCCAGCCCGAAUUUUUGCCGUCGGAGUUCGGGGGAACGCUGCCACCGUAUGACAUGGGCAUGUGGGCGCGCACGCUGCUGGGACCCGACUAUAAUGACGAGACCGAGUACACGCUGACGUAUGACGCCCUUCACGUCAGAGAAAACUGUGGAGGUGGAGACAAAGAUAUGAUGAAAAGGUCUCAGUCGACCGUGGAUACAGGAACCCUCCGGCAGACAGACAGAGAGACCAGCACACCACUGCUUGCUCUGGACUGAAUCUGCACCCUCUGUGUACAUCAGGGGGGUAACUCUGACUGUAGCGGAAUGUCCUGACUUUGCAGACAUUUGCAGCUCUGAUGUUUUUACCUUCAUCAAAAAAAGCCACAAUCAAGCUUAGAAUGUAAAUGUUUCAUUUAUGUUAUUUAAGCCGUGUUGCUUAUUUUGUUCUGACAAAAUUGUUUUACCGUGAGGGUCUGUUGAGGAUGUGAUGCCAAGAAAAAUAACCCACUUAGUAUAUGAAGAAAGAAUUCUUUGGUUUCAGUAUUACGCCAUUAGAUAUCCCUUCAACUCAGGAUUAAAUCGCCUUUCUUCAGAUUAAAAAAAAAAAGUUCUUUUAACUCAUACAGGUAUUAAAUGACAAAAAUGUUUAAAACAUCAAAGUAAUUAUUUUCUACAUUAAACAGUUCUAAUGUUAAAUAUUCACAAAAGUCCAUAAGGACCAAAUGUCCCCAGUCUCCGGUGUGUCCUCAUUCUAAAUACGAGAACUUGCUUCAAAGUCCCCACAAAGACAUGUAGACAAACACACAUACACACACAUUGUUCUUUUUGAAAUUGUCUUUAGUUAUUAGGGAAAAAGCAGCAAUUAUUAUAUUCUGGAAGAGCUUCACAAAAACUAACUCUAAGAUCCCAACAACACAAAUAAAUAAAUACAAUUUGAACCAUUUUAAUUUUUUUAAAGUUGUGGAUCUUUCUUAUUUUUUUGUUGUGAAAUAAUUUUGUGUAAUUUGUAAUCUUUAUUUUUUUUCUUAUCAAAAGCCAUUUUUCCCAUGUAAAGCAAUUAUAAAAUGCCAUGCUCUGCACUUCUGUCAUUGUUGACAUCACCUUAACAAAUGGAAUUUGAAAUUGCUUUUUUUUAAUACACUUCAUUUUUGUACUGCAUUUGCAAAGGUAAAAGUCACAGAAAUGUUCAGUAAGUAAUAUUUGGGGGUUUUUUUUAAGCAGAAAUAACCAAAGUAAAAUCUGCAAGGUUUUUUUUGGUUUAUUAUUUGUUGCUUUUAGAAAUUGUAUGCUAAAACUAUACUUUUCCAAAACCAGAGUUCUGCUGCAGUUUUCAUCUUUUCACACUAAAACAAAUUUUCAAAUGAAAGGAAUGCCAUGUCUUUUUUAGAAUAAAUUUGGUUUAUCAUGUUUAGUCAUUAGAAAUGUUGGACACAUCUCAUAAAAGUCUGUCUUAGAAAAACCAUCAGACAUUUUCAAGCUUUAAGCUCACAGAAGAGGUUUUACUGAAAUCAGAUUCGUCUUAGUUUGGUACACUUUGGUUUCUGAUUGCUCAACCGCGUCCAAGUGGUCAAAACUACAAGAACAAAGUGUUUCAGAACAGUACAGAGUUUAAUCCUGUUAAAAGAAAGUCUGCUAAUGAUUUAUUUGCUUUAAAAGUGGAUGUAGAUCUGUUUUUCUCGUUUUUUGUAGAGAAUGUUCAUGAGAACACUUAUUUUUUUAUAAAACCAUCAUCAGAAGGAAGUCUGGGGGUUUAGAAAAAUGUGACAGUAAAGAUGAUCCAGGAAUAACUUGUUAAGUUCUAGUUAAGUUAGAAGAAUAUUUCAAUCAUCUUAGACUCUGCACUAGCCUUUUUUCCUGAUAGACGCCACGUAAUGUAUGUUUUUUCACGAGUAAUCUGAGUACACGCUCAAUGUAAAGCAGCUGCACGAACUCUGAAAAGGAUGACAAAGAACUGCCUCUGAAUAGAGGGAAUGUGUUCUGUUCAGUCCUGAAUGAUUGUAGUUCUAUCACGUUCAUGUGCUGAACAAGACCUUUACUUCUCCAUGGAUUUGUAAACCUGCAGUGUUCUGAUUCUCUCACUUGGCUGUAUUUCCUGUUCAUGAAUGUAUAAACAUUUACACUCCAAGAAA